Striga hermonthica is the source of this 1659-nucleotide messenger RNA. Lineage: Eukaryota; Viridiplantae; Streptophyta; Magnoliopsida; Lamiales; Orobanchaceae. The record is from the annotation of a GenBank genome assembly.
AUGGCUCGAUCUUCUUCAGGAGGAAGAGUAGACAUCUCCGCUACUACGAAGAAGAUCGAUGUAGAUAACGGAAUAUCAUUGCAGUAUUACUUCCGCAUCGCGAAUAAUGUUCUCAAGCAGGCUGACAUCUUCCGGGAAGAAGGAAAUAUUGUUGACUUGUAUGUUAUGCUGCUUAGAUUUUCAAGUCUGGUCACUGAGACAAUUCCUUGCCAUCGAGACUAUAGAACAUCUGCAAACUUCAAUAGAAAUUAUCUCAAAGGGAGAGUAAUAACUGCACUGACUGAGCUUGAGGAAUUGCGACCAGCCGUUCAAGCAAAACUUGAGGAAUUACGAACCAAACAAAUUUAUCAACUAAACAAGCAGCAAAGUUCUUGGAAAAAUGACACUCAGGUAUCUUCAGUUGAAUGGCCUGCCGUCAAACAAAACUGGAAGAGUUAUAAUACAACGAAGACACUGCAGCCAGUUUCUAGCAAAUAUGGGUAUCAAGGUUUGAAGCCUGAUUCGCACAUGAAACCCGUGGUGGAGCAUCUGCACCGAACAUCAUUAAGUCUUCCCCGUCCAAAGGAGGAAACACUUUCUAAACAUUCUAUCUUAGGCCCAAAUGGGCUUCGUGGGCAAUGGCAACCUCCUAGUAAUUAUAAGGUGGUACGAAAAUCUCCUGCUAUAUAUGAUAUUAUGGUUAGUAACAGUCCGCAUGCUAUCAAAGAUGAGACCACAACCAGGGAGGAUGAUGUUAACUCAGAACAAGAAAAAUCAAAUCUGGAAGCUGUGGUUCAACCUAAAAAUGAUGGCCACCUAAUCAAGGAAUCUGAUUCUCUAAUUUCUUUUGAAAGUGCUGAAAGUUCUGCACCAAUCGAAAUUAUCAGGCAACCCUCUCCUCCUCCUCUUCUAGCUGAUGUACAGGAUUUGGUCCCAACAUCAACUGCAGCAACUCAGGCAGAAUGUGGAAUGGAAAGCUCUUCAACUGAUGCUUUACCUUGCUCUGAAGAACCCCUGCAGUUGCAUAUAUCAACUGAACUGAUGAACAGUUUUAUGAAGCUAGCGAAGUCAAACACAGAUAAGAACUUAGAAACAUGUGGAGUCCUUGCUGGUUCCCUUAGAAACAGAAAGUUUUUCAUAACUGCCCUCAUUAUUCCGAAGCAAGAAUCGACAUCGGAUUCAUGUCAGACAACAAAUGAGGAGGAAAUAUUUGAAGUGCAGGAUAAGCAGUGUCUUUUUCCACUGGGAUGGAUUCAUACGCAUCCUACUCAGUCUUGUUUCAUGUCAUCAAUCGAUGUUCACACCCAUUACUCUUACCAGAUGAUGUUACCAGAAUCUAUCGCGAUCGUCAUGGCACCAAAGGACAAUUCAAGAACCCACGGCAUAUUCCGGUUGACCUCAGGUGGAAUGACAGUGAUUAGGCAAUGCCCAAGGCGUGGGUUUCAUUCACACGAACCUCCUUCGGAUGACUCGACAGGGCUGCUCACAUCAGAUGGUUAUGCGAGGCUUGCGGCUGACAUGCAUCGUUCGAAGGUGCGUCACGCCAGUCACCUCGCUGCUGCUGUGGCUAGCGAUGGGUGUCGCUCGACUGCGGGUUGCGGUCGUGGCGUAUGGUGGCGCGGGGCUACGGUCGCGACGUGCGGUGGCGCGAGGCGUGCAACUGAUCAUGGUGGUUCAUAG